AUGCGCCGUCGCGGGCUCCCCAGCUUCUGCCACGGCGUCGCCUCCACCUCCACGGUGCAGCAGCUCCACGGCAAGGAGCUGGCAGCCGCUGGCAGCGCGGCGGGCGCGGACGCAGCAUCCUCGUCCUUCGUUACCGUGCAGCCGUCGGUGGUUGGUUCGUGCGUGGCGGAAACCGAGGUGAGCGGCACCGGCAUGGGCACCGGUGGCAACGGUGGUGGUCCGGCGGUCACGCUUGAGCAGAUGAUCCUGCAGCUGGACCUGGAGGAGGAGGCCGCCAGGAAGGUGCGGCGCGCGGCGGCGGGGGAGGGGACGUCGACGGAGGAGGGCUGGUGCCCACGGCGGAUGUCCUGCGUCGACGGCGGAGGUGGCCCGGCCGACCACGUGCUCCGGUCGGCGCGGGACGCGCUGAGCCAGUACCCGCGCUUCUCGCUCGACGGCCGGGACGCCAUGUACCGCGCGUCGUUCAGCGGCUUCUACGAGGGCAUGGGCCGCGACCGCGGCCGCGACGCCAAUAAUGCCGGCAACCGGCCAGCCAGGGCUUCGGUGUGCUGCGCCGCCGGAGCGGGGUGCGCGGCGCUCGCGUGCAGCGUGGGGGGAUACGAGAUGGACUUGGAGCGGACGCUGCGGUUGCCGGCCACCGUCGCCGGGGAAAGCGUGGUGUGGUGCAAGCCCGGCGUGGUGGCCAAACUGAUGGGGCUGGAGGCCGUGCCCGUGCCGCUCAGGGGAGGGCUCCGGCGGAGGAAGGCGAGCGGGCAUCAGGUGGCAGCUUGUGGCGGCGUCGGCGGUGGCAUCAGGAAGCAGAGGCCGCGGAGGACGGGGCAAGACGAGGAGCUGGCCUUGCAUAAGGAGAAGCUCUUCAUGGCAUUGCAUGGCUACGAUCUUGACGGGACGGGCGGGCGUCAUGCUGGGGGCGUCCGGUCCGGCGUGGGGACCGAUGCCGUCGGUGCCAUUGGCGCGGACGGCGAUGGCGGCUGGGAGUCCCGGCUUCGUCGUUGA
Miscanthus lutarioriparius is the source of this 996-nucleotide messenger RNA. Lineage: Eukaryota; Viridiplantae; Streptophyta; Magnoliopsida; Poales; Poaceae. The record is from the annotation of a GenBank genome assembly.